AUGCUCAUGAGCAUGUGCAACUCGCCAAUAUUAUCACCUAAGUGGGUUAUCCGAUCCGGGAGAGGUGCAGCAUAUGCUUGCUCAGAAGGAGAGGGCAACGCUCCCAAGUCGUGUUGCGGCAGGCCUCCACUAAGGCUAUGCGUGCUGUUCCUCGGUGUUGUCGGCGCGUGCCUCGUCGCAGCUGGGGCAGUUCUCGGGGCCCUCAGGCCUCACCCAAAAGCACCUCUCACAUUACUCCUUCUUAUGAUAGGAAUAGGAGUAGUCCUUGUCACAGCAGCAGGUCUUGCUUGGCGGUUAGGAGCUCGCGACGCUCCGUGUGCACUCUUGGGAUUACGCCGCGCCUCAUGCCGUCGCCUUGUGCCGCGGUUACCACCUUCGUAUGCCAGACCACACCAUCCGUAUGCUGCUAUGCUCUAUCCAGAGUUCCACUAUCGGCCACCACCACCUACCUACCAAGCUUCCAUGCAAGAAUAUAGGCUCAGGUUACUUCUGUUAGAUAGAAGUGCGGCCGCGGUAUCGCCACCCCCGACCUACAGAUCAAACUCAGCCAGUCUAGUCAGCAGAGGAUCAACAGGCGCCGCGUGGUGUGGCACCGAUUACAGCGGACCACCUUCAUACCGUGCACCCCGCGUGGACCCUCCCGUCACCGUCACAGACAACCUGCCCACCAUCACGCCUAUAGACCUCAAAUACGUCGAUAACACCAUCGAGAAUCUGCCCAGACCCACACCAGAUCAGGAGAAAGACCCUGAUGAACAUCUCGUCACAAUAGUGCAUACCGACUCACAACCAGUUAUCGUGACCGUAUCUGGUUCACCAGCUUUGAAUGAUACUCAUACACCACCCCCUUCAGAAAUCGACAUACUGGCGCAUUUAUAA
Molecule: messenger RNA, 879 nt
Organism: Arctia plantaginis
Lineage: Eukaryota; Metazoa; Arthropoda; Insecta; Lepidoptera; Erebidae
Source: the annotation of a GenBank genome assembly